AGGGUCAUAAUGGCACAGGUAGUGAACCUUCUAGCCUAUCAAGUUGUGUGACACGUGGUGAUAGUGUGCCUAGGUCUGGCGAUGUGCAAAGAACAGCUCGGACACCUGACACAAUAGAUGAAAGUAUUGAAAUCCUUGAUGCAGAUCAUGGAGAAGAAUCUGAGGGUCAUGAUGGCACAGAAAAUGAACCAUCUAGCCAAUCAAGUAGUGUGACACCUGGUGGCGGUUUGCCUAGAUCUGGCAGUGUACCAAGAACAGCUCAGACACCCAACACAAUUGAUGAAGAUAUUAUUGAAAACAAACUGGAGCUUGACAACAUGGAGGACAACCCUCACAAGACCACCACAAGAAUAAGGUCAGACAAUGAGGCGACAAAUAAGAC
Messenger RNA from Owenia fusiformis, 382 nucleotides. The record is from the annotation of a GenBank genome assembly. Lineage: Eukaryota; Metazoa; Annelida; Polychaeta; Sabellida; Oweniidae.